AUGGCAGCAGCAGUACCAUUACUCCUGGAAGAUGUCGAACUUGGCUUACCUCCCAGUUACGAGGAGGCAAAGAAUGGAAAACGGAUAUUGCAUAAUCGUCCACUGCGAUAUCAUUGGUUUUUUAAUUCCAAUUCCAGCAAGGCGACAACAAGUUUAACACCUGUCAUAUUUUCCACUCUUGCUAUCAGAUUAGGAUUUCUGCGAAAAGUUUUUGGCAUACUAUCGUUGCAAUUUCUUAUUACAGUUGUACUUUGCACGACAUUAUAUGUAACGCCAGAAGUUCUUCUUUUCUUACAGCAACAGUUAUGGAUUACAUUUGCUUCUCUCAUCGGCUCAUUCAUUUUACUUUUCGCAAUGUUUAUCCAUGCUCAUUCGGUACCUCUCAACUAUAUAUUAUUAGUAUCUUGGACUAUUAUGCAGUCCAUCACUAUAGGUGCUAUUGUUUCUUUCUUCGAUAUAAAGGUGGUGAUUGAAGCAAUUGGUCUGACAGCAUUGAUCGUUGCCGGCCUUUUCAUUUAUACACUCCAAUCAAAGCGUGAUUUCCAGAGUCAGUGGGCUACGUUGUUCAUUGUUUCCAUGGCUUUCCUUGCUGCUUGUUUUGUAAAUCUACUUCUACAAUCAGCAUUAUAUGAUUUCUUGAUGGCUGCAUUUGGUGCUGUUUUAUUUUCCAUCUACUUGGUAUUCGAUAUUGAUCGUAUCAUGCAUCACACUUCACCUGAAGAUUAUAUUGAAGCAUGCGUAUCGUUGUAUUUAGAUAUUAUUAACUUGUUUCUGAGAAUAUUGCAGAUUUUGAACGAAUUUAAUCGAAAUUAG
Molecule: messenger RNA, 813 nt
Organism: Cercopithifilaria johnstoni
Lineage: Eukaryota; Metazoa; Nematoda; Chromadorea; Rhabditida; Onchocercidae
Source: the annotation of a GenBank genome assembly